This is a messenger RNA of Nomascus leucogenys (northern white-cheeked gibbon), 2143 nucleotides long. RefSeq names its product translocase of inner mitochondrial membrane 10 (gene TIMM10). Gene Ontology annotation, biological process: protein insertion into mitochondrial inner membrane. The record is from RefSeq and is a predicted model, not a curated record. Lineage: Eukaryota; Metazoa; Chordata; Mammalia; Primates; Hylobatidae. Gene Ontology annotation, cellular component: mitochondrial inner membrane.
UGUAUUUUCAAAGGCAAAAACCAAGGCAAGAUAUGUCCAUCUGUACAAGAGUAUCAUAGCAGCAUUAUUGCAUAAUAGGCAAAAACUGGAAACAAUCCAAACAUCCAUCAACGGGAGAAUGGAUAGAUGAAUUGUGGCAUACUCAUACAGUCAAACACUAGACAGCAAUAAAACAGAAGGAAUAACAGAUGCACACAACAAUAUGGAGGAAAUCUUACAAGUACAUUGAGCUAAAGAAGUCAGGUACAAAAUAGAAAAUAAUGUAUAAUUCCAUUUACAUGAAGUUCAAGAACAAGGAAAACUAAUUGAUGGUGAUAGAGGUCAGAAUAGUGGUUAACUUCGAGUGGGGGUAUUGAUGGGGAAGAAACACAAGAUAACUUUUUGGGGUGCAGGAAGUAUUUUAUAUCUUGAUAUGGGUGGCGGUUAUACAAAUGUACAUAUAUAUUUAAUUAAGCUUAAGAUUCAUGUAUUUUAUGCACUUUAUGAAUGUUAUACCUCAAUCUUUAAAAAUCAGGGCACAAGUUUGGCAAAGAUGAGUCUUCAAAGCAGUAGAAAGGUCAAUUGUUUAAAAUCAGAAUGGUCUUGGACAAUUAGGGAAGCAUAUGACGAACACACAUAAAAUGUCUAGCCCAGCUUUUCCAAUGGGCAAUGUGCCCUUGCGUCAUUAAUUUACAUCUUGUAAAUUUAUUUUACCAGGAAAUCGUGUGACAAAUCAAGGGACUGAGUGUUGUUUCCUUCUUUUUAGUGGGGAAUGAGUGAAUGGUGCAGUUUGAAGAAUACAUUAAGUCUUGAAAGUUGGAAAGUUCACCAGUACCCUCCUUUCCCUCACCCAAGAUUAGCCCUGGUGGCAGCCAAAAUUGCUUUUAUUAAUCUCUUUGUGGCUCAGGACCUCUAACUGUUGAAGAAAACAUAUUUUACACGUCUUGUCUUUCUGCGAGCAGGAAGCCUAUCUCACUUAUCUUUGCAACCCCAGACGGGGUGUGACCUACACACAGCAGUAAUCGCACAACGUCCCGUGGAGCACUGCUUCUCAAAUUUGGCUGUACGUACGAAUCACCUGGGGAAUUUUAAAUUGUACUGCUGCCUGGGGAAUUUUAAAUUGUACUCCCAGAGAUUGAUGUAAUUGAAAUGAGGUGAGUCCUGGGCACUGGGAUGUUUAAAAACGUUCCAGGUGGUUUUAACGCGAAACAAAAACAGAACCGCUGUUUGGGGGCGUUCUUCCUUUGGGGGCGUUCUGCCUUCUCCACGCCUGAUUUGCACUCAGGAAUCUGCUGUCUGGAACGGGGGUGAGGUUCACAGAUAUCUGUCGCCACGCCUCUUCCUACAGAACCAAUAAACUGAAGCCGCUCGGUGACAUCCCAAGGGCCUUGAAUUCUGAUCUGGCUGCAGACGCUCUGCACCCCGCCCAAGCCUCUAUGGUACUUUGGCGUCCCCUCUAGCACUGGCAAGUCGCUUUCCUCUUCGCCCGGCGCCGGCCGCUCCCUCUCUAUGAUCGCCGAGUUCCCGGCGCCUUCUCGUUGGUAUUUAAUUCCGGAAGCGAGUUUGAAUCAAAGAAGAGGCGGGACUUUCCUCCCGGAAGUAACCCACGUGCUUCCGCUGGAGCCUCUCGGGAGGCGGGUAACGUUAUAGUAUUUGUCGGAAGUUGGGGUCUCCGUGGGCCUUGUGAUCCGUCCCAGGCAGUGCCCCAGGGGUAGGAGAGUGAACGGCGGCGGUGGGUGCUGAUGGUGAUGUCUGCUCCCAGGAUUAGGAGGCCAGAAGGAGAUCCCUUCCACGGUGCUAGGCUGAGAUGGAUCCUCUCAGGGCCCAACAGCUGGCUGCGGAGCUGGAGGUGGAGAUGAUGGCCGAUAUGUACAACAGAAUGACCAGUGCCUGCCACCGGAAGUGUGUGCCUCCUCACUACAAGGAAGCAGAGCUCUCCAAGGGCGAGUCUGUGUGCCUGGACCGAUGUGUCUCUAAGUACCUGGACAUCCAUGAGCGGAUGGGCAAAAAGUUGACAGAGUUGUCUAUGCAGGAUGAAGAGCUGAUGAAGAGGGUGCAGCAGAGCUCUGGGCCCGCAUGAGGUCCCUGUCAGUAUACAGCCUGGGGUACACCCCACCCCUUCCCACUUUAAUAAACGUGCUCCCUGUUGGGUGUCAUCUGUGAA